CUCAUCUCUCGCCCCCGAUCGACCGUGAUCUUCCUCUCGCCCGCCCACCAUGUCUGCUCUUCGCACCACCUCGCGCCUGAUCGCUUCCUCGAAGCCGCUGUUUCGCCCAGCCGCCUUUGCUCGCUCCUAUGCGACUGUUGACGCCCUCUCCCAGGAUCCCACCCCCUCCGAGCAGCCCCGGACCAAGACCUUCCAUGUCUACCGCUGGAACCCCGACCAGCCCACCGAGAAGCCUAAGAUGCAGACUUACUCGCUGGACCUGAACAAGACCGGCCCCAUGAUGCUGGAUGCGCUGAUCCGCAUCAAGAACGAGAUGGACCCCACCCUGACUUUCCGGAGAAGUUGCAGAGAGGGUAUCUGCGGUAGCUGUGCGAUGAACAUUGACGGUGUCAACACCCUGGCUUGCCUGUGCCGCAUUCCCACCGAUACCUCCAAGGAGUCUCGCAUCUACCCCCUGCCUCACACCUACGUCGUCAAGGAUCUGGUCCCCGAUUUGACCUACUUCUACAAGCAAUACAAGUCGAUCAAGCCUUACCUGCAGCGCGAGACCAAGACCGAGGAUGGUCUUGAGUACCGCCAGAGCCCCGAGGAGCGUAAGAAGCUGGACGGUCUCUACGAGUGCAUUCUGUGCGCCUGCUGCUCAACCUCCUGCCCCUCGUACUGGUGGAACAGCGAGGAGUACCUGGGCCCCGCCAUCCUCCUCCAGUCCUACCGUUGGUUGGCCGAUUCCCGUGACGAGAAGACCGCCGAGCGCAAGGCUGCCCUGGACAACAGCAUGAGCGUGUACCGUUGCCACACCAUUCUCAACUGCUCGCGGACCUGCCCCAAGGGUCUGAACCCCGCCCGCGCCAUCGCGGAGAUCAAGAAGAUGAUGGCCUCCCACUAGAGGGAUGACACGAGAUAAAAGAAAAAGAACUGCUUUCUUCUUUCCUGCAUUAUGUCUUGUGUGAUUGGUUUUCCUCCUCUUCCCCCUUCUUCUUUCCUUCUCCCUUUUUUUUCUGGUUAUUUCGUGUGUCCGAGCUUUAUAUUCCCUCCAUUCUCCGAGG
Molecule: messenger RNA, 1046 nt
Organism: Aspergillus ibericus CBS 121593
Lineage: Eukaryota; Fungi; Ascomycota; Eurotiomycetes; Eurotiales; Aspergillaceae
Gene: sdh2
Product: succinate dehydrogenase iron-sulfur protein subunit SDH2
Exons: 4
Coding region: 50-886 (278 amino acids)
Biological process (GO): respiratory electron transport chain; tricarboxylic acid cycle; aerobic respiration
Cellular component (GO): mitochondrial membrane
Molecular function (GO): electron transfer activity; 2 iron, 2 sulfur cluster binding
Source: RefSeq, a predicted model, not a curated record